UGUGACAAUGUAUAUUCAGUUUACAUGAGUGUUAUAACUGUCAAUCAGUCAACCUGGGGCGGCAGGUAGCCUAGUGGUUAGCGUGUUGGGCCAGUAACCGAAAGGUUGCUGGAUUGAAUCCCGAUCUGACAAGGUAAAAAUCUUUUGUUCUGCCCCAGAACAAUGCAGUCAUUGUAGGCUGUCAUUGUAAAUAAGAAUUUGUUCUUAACUGACUUGCCUAGUUAAAUAAAGUUUUUUUUUUAAAGAUACAAAAAGACAAACAUUUAACUAAUCAGUCAGCCCUAUCUGUCUUGACAGCUCCCUUCCUUUCUCUCGUUGUCCAAGUGCAUUCCUUUCUCCAAGAUGUCCAAGUGCAUUUGAAAGAGACUUAUUUAAAAGGGUAUAAAUGUUUCUUAGAAUGGAAAAGGUAAGACAUACCGUGCCAUUCAAGAGAACGGUCUUUGGAACAGUAUUUGUGCGUGCAUUAUCCCAAAUAACCACCAGGAGUAGCUAUCAGACAGUUAUUUGCAAGGGAAAUCGAAGUUGCUUCUCCACAUAUCCGGCGAAAGUGAGAAAGAUGGCUACAAAGAGAUUCCAAACCUGUCGUCUUUGAUUAAUGAUUGUCAUUCUGGAUGGAAUAUAGCGAUAGUAUCACCCCCUCAAAAAUACAUCGUGACGGAAAAUAACCUUGUCACAGAGGUGGUCAUAGUGGUAAGAGCUUGAAAGUCUCUCGUUUACAAUCUAAGUCCAUAGCAAGCUAGCUAACGUUAGUUGUGCUGCUAGCCUAGCCACACCGGCCAGCUGUCCUUCAAAUUCCUUGAUAGGGGUUUUUAAAACAGAAAAUGGUGACUCCAGUCAACAUCCAAAACCCCAGUAAGACGUGGGAGCUGAGCUUGUAUGAGCUGCACAGGAGCCCACAGGAGGCGAUCAUGGACAGCACAGAGAUAGCAGUGUCCCCCAGGAGCCUCCACAGUGAGCUGAUGUGCCCCAUCUGUCUGGACAUGCUGAAGAACACCAUGACCACCAAGGAGUGCCUGCACCGCUUCUGCUCCGACUGCAUCGUCACUGCACUCCGAUCAGGGAACAAGGAAUGCCCCACGUGCCGAAAGAAGCUGGUGUCGAGACGCUCAUUGCGCCGGGACUCCAACUUCGACGCCCUCAUCUCAAAGAUCUACCCCAGCCGGGACGAGUACGAGGCCCACCAGGAUCGGGUGCUGGAGAGACUCAACCGACUGCACAACAAUCGGAUACUCAGCUCCAGCAUCGAGGAGGGGCUACGCAUGCAGGCACUUCACAGAGCCCAGCGAGUGCGCAAACCGGCGCAGGAGAGUGACAACACAACCUUCAGUGGUGGCGAGGACAACGGGGACACACGGUCACACCUCUCCCACGACUCAGCUCCCUCCCAUGUGCACCUCCCCCCAAGCCACACCCCCCCUGAGGCCGGGCACACCCAGAACCCCAAGCGGCCCAGAGAAUCGGACGGGUCGGUCCCGGAGGUGGAUGGGGGCAGCCUCGCGCCACCAGUCCGCCGCAACAAAGAGAGCCCCGGCUCCGAGAUUGAGCUGGUGUUCCGCCCACAUCCCCUGCUGGUUAACACACAGGACUACAGCCAGACCAGAUAUGUGAAGACCACAGCCAAUGCAACAGUGGACCACCUGUCUAAAUACCUGGCUCUGCGUAUCGCUCUGGAGGACAGACAAAGAGACAGCCAAUCAGAUGCAGGGACAGAGAAAGAGGGGGGUGCUAAAGGAGGGGAAGCAGCAGCAGAAGGGGCCAGCCUGAAGAAUAUCAGUGAGAAACAAUACACCAUCUACAUUCCCACAUCAGGGGGCCAGUUCUCUACUCUCAACGGCUCCCUAACUCUGGAGCUGGUAAAUGAGAAGUACUGGAAGGUCAGAAAGCCUCUGGAGCUCUACUAUGCCCCCACCAAGGACCAACAGCCUCAACCAUCACAGCCAAAGUCCCCACAGCCCAAAGAGGCGUGAGAGCCCCCCCUCUUCAGCCUUUAAGAAAUGUGUGCUGUGUGUAGCUGCUUCGAAGGUAGUCAUUGGGAACAUUCCUUAAAUUGCCAGGCUCAACAUUGUUUUCCGUAGCUUCAAAUCAAAAGUUUAGAAUUCCUACAAAGCAGAUCUGAUUCAUUGUUGAUAGGUUUGACUUGGACUGGCACACACACCAGACAACAUACGUAGUCCGGCCGUAAGUAUUCAUGCUUCGCAUUGCACCAAAACGGUUGAUACAUUUCAGAACCGUGUGAUUUUUCAUUGUUAGAUUAACCUU
This is a messenger RNA of Oncorhynchus masou masou (cherry salmon), 2259 nucleotides long. RefSeq names its product E3 ubiquitin-protein ligase RING2-A-like. Lineage: Eukaryota; Metazoa; Chordata; Actinopteri; Salmoniformes; Salmonidae. The transcript is spliced from 7 exons. Gene Ontology annotation, molecular function: ubiquitin protein ligase activity; chromatin binding. The coding region runs from base 822 to 1967 and encodes 381 amino acids. Gene Ontology annotation, cellular component: ubiquitin ligase complex; PcG protein complex. The record is from RefSeq and is a predicted model, not a curated record. Gene Ontology annotation, biological process: negative regulation of DNA-templated transcription.